UAACGGAGACACCAAAAAGUAUAUAAGCAGGAGCAAUCCUUUCAUUUGCAUCUUCAGAACCGCAAGAGAAAGUCCCGGUGGAGAAAGAGAGAGAGGUCCAUUCGGAUAAAGAUGAGGAUCCAUCUUAAAGUCUGUGCCCUUCUUCUCUUGGUGACGGCAAAUUAUAUUGCUGCCGAGCCAGAACCCGAACCGGAACCGGAACCAGAGCCAGAACCUCACCAUGAAGGAAAGCAAGUGAUCAUAUUUAAGGAUGAGACGGAGCAUUUCCAUCAUCAUCAUCACCACCAUCACCAUCACCACAAACAUGGUCACGACCAUAAACAUGCACAUGGUCAUGAGCACAAGCAUGGACACGAGCACAAACAUGCACAUGAGCACAAGCAUGGGCACAAACACGAGCACGGCCAUAAGCAUGGACAUGUGCAUAAGCACGCCCAUGGUCACAAGCAUGAACACGGGCAUAAACACGGCCAUGCACACAAACACGAGCAUGGGCAUAAACACGCCCACGGCCACAAACAUGAGCAUGCCCAUAAACACGCCCAUGGUCACAAACACGCUCACGGACAUAAGCACAUUCAUGGGCACAAACACGGACACGAGCAUAAACACGGACACGCUCACAAGCAUGAACAUGGUCAUAGUCACGGACAUGCACAUGAACACGCCCAUAAGCAUGGACACGGACAUAAACACGACCACGGUCAUAAGCACGGACAUGGGCACAAGCAUGGUCAUUUGCACAAGCACGGGCACGGCCACAAACAUGAGCAUGGACAUAAGCAUGGACAUGGACAUGCUCAUGAACACGGUCAUAAACAUGGCCACGCUCAUGGACACAAGCACGGCCAUGCUCACGGGCACAAGCACGCACAUGGACACAAACACGCUCAUGAACAUGGUCACAAACACGGUCAUGGUCAUAAACACGGACACGAACAUAAGCACGGCCACGAACACGCUCAUGGUCAUAAACACGAACACGGACACAAGCAUGGACAUGGGCAUAAACACGGGCAUGCGCACGAACACGGACAUGGUCAUAAACACGGGCAUAAGCAUGGUCACAAGCACGGGCACGAACACGCUCACAAAUGGAUCGGCUACAUCACGGGAGGCAAAGGUUUCCAUGCAGAACCACACGCAAUCGAGGAACCCAAGAAGCUGCACCACAGUUUCGACGAGGAGCCAGAACAUGGUUAUGGGCUUGACAUCGAGCCUGAACACCAUAGCAUCGACGAACCAGAGCACGAAUUCUACGAAUCCAAAGCUGUCGAAGUGGUGGCACCCCUUACAGGUUUCAAAACAGAAAUCAAGCAUGAACCCCUUCUGGGUGGAAGCCAAGGCAUAACGACAGAAUACCGACAUUUUGGCGCCGCUGCAGCCUCUUCACCCCUUGUAGGGAAAUUGUGAACGCUUCUUUAGCUUUCCUCCGGGUAUGAAGGAAGUUUUUGAACUGCAGAUUGAUUUCCGAGUCCAAUGCAUGAGUGAUGAGGCUGGCCAGUUACUUAUCGGACUUUGAAAAUGGGAAGUGAUGAUCACAUUUUCUGUCAACAAGAACUAAGUCGGUGAUAAACUUGAAGGCGCAAGCCAGGUAUCAUUUUGUUUCAGUCAACGAUGAUAUUCAUCGUUGAAGCUUCAGGGUAUGGGAUGGACGUAUUCAAAUGGUUUGUUGCAUGAAUCGAAUGCAUGUAAUUUAUUUCUUUACGAGAAUGUAAAAUGAAUUUUCGUUACAGAAAAUAUAGGAAGAUUAGAAUAAAAUAAUUUAUUUUAUA
Messenger RNA from Stegodyphus dumicola, 1775 nucleotides. RefSeq lists its product as uncharacterized. NCBI's taxonomy places the organism in Eukaryota, Metazoa, Arthropoda, Arachnida, Araneae, Eresidae. The record is from RefSeq and is a predicted model, not a curated record.